UAUCGCAAUUUAGUUGAAUUUUAAUUUCUUUGCGUGCGGACUGCUUAUACAGAAUAAUGUUCAAGUUUCUGUUCAUAUUUUUGCUAAGCAUUUUGGCAUUCAAGCUGAUCAGGGCUAAUCGAGAUCCACAUUUGUGCACUGUGCCCGUUGAGGUCACCUAUACUGAAGAGGUUGACACGCCACUGAGUGAAUUUGGAAAAUUCGAGGAGGCUUACAGGAAACUGGGUAUAAACGGAGGUCGAAAAAAUGUGAAUAAAACAAAGACGGAAAUGCGAGAAGUAUGUUGUCCUGGAUACAUAAUGUUCCCCAACGGCAAUGGAGACUGCGAACGCCUGCUGACAACCAAACCCACAACAACCUCGAGUGCGGACACUGAUGAAACUGAGACUUCAACGGACUCCACUUCAUGGAGCCCCGCAUGGGACGACGAAUACUCAACGGAGCAGCAUUCCAGUACAACUGCGGAGGAAAACCCAAAGGCAAAACUUGUUAAAUUCGAUUACCUGAAAUAUGCCACAUAUGCUUGUGGCUGUCUCAUCAUUCUGUUAGUUAUAUUCUUUGUUUGCCGCAAGCGUACGCAAAAGAAGUAUUGCGUGGAGCAUGAACAUAAUCAUGUGAAAUACGAUGCCUGAGCAAAGAUGAUUCUUAUAUAGCCUGCUAAUCAUAAUCACAUGCAUAUAUGUAUGUAUAGAAUAACCAAACAUUUUUAGCAUGUAACAAUAAACAUUGUCCCAAAGAGAUAAACAGAAUUAAAUAUACAAGUGAAAUACAAA
This is a messenger RNA of Drosophila obscura, 773 nucleotides long. RefSeq lists its product as uncharacterized. NCBI's taxonomy places the organism in Eukaryota, Metazoa, Arthropoda, Insecta, Diptera, Drosophilidae. The transcript is spliced from 2 exons. The coding region runs from base 57 to 632 and encodes 191 amino acids. The record is from RefSeq and is a predicted model, not a curated record.